AUGUCCGGCUCCGACACUGCCCGUCUGCUGGCCCAGGCCGCCGUGCCGGCCUUCAAGUGCCCCCCUGGCACCAAGAUGCACAUCCUCGACCUAGGGACGCUGGAGGCGGAUGAGGGGUGGCUCCUCCGCGGAGGUAACACCAGCACUCGCCAUGAAGCCAAUCCCCAGCACAAGCGCCGGAAGCUGAUCGUCCUGGCUGCCCUGAUCGAGCAUCCGGAUUUCGGCCUGAUCCUGUUCGAGACGGGCUGCGCGGAGAACAUCGAAGUUAAAUGGCCUGCCCCCGUCACCGACGUCUUCCCCCGCGUCGAGUACCGCGAGGACCAGAAGCUGCCGGCCGCCAUCAAGGCGACUGGGAACGACAUCAAGGACGUCAAAGCCGUCGUCAUCGGGCACCUGCAUCUCGACCACGCGGGCGGGCUGGAGCACUUCAUCGGCACGGACGUGCCCAUCUACGUGCACGAGGAGGAGUUCAAGCACGCAUGCUGGGCUGUGGCCACGGGGGCGGACCUGGGCGUGUAUCUGGCGCACUACAUGGACCUGGAGAAGCUGAAGUGGACGACGUUCAACGACGACCACUUCGACCUGGCGCAGGGCAUCACGCUGCACUACUCGCCGGGCCACACGCCGGGGCUGGUGGUCAUGCAGAUCAACCUCGAGAAGGACGGCACCUUCAUCUGGACGACGGACCAGUUCCACAUCAAGGAGAACUACGAGCUCAGCCACCCGCAUGGCUGGCUGGCGCGCGACCACAACGCCUGGAUCCGCAGUCUGAACAUGAUCCGCCGGCUGCAGCGGCUGUUCAACGCCAAGCUGGUGUUUGGGCAUGAUCUCGAGACGGCCAACGAGCUGCGGGCGGCGAAGAAGUAUUAUGAGUGA
Molecule: messenger RNA, 876 nt
Organism: Rasamsonia emersonii CBS 393.64
Lineage: Eukaryota; Fungi; Ascomycota; Eurotiomycetes; Eurotiales; Trichocomaceae
Product: Metallo-beta-lactamase superfamily protein
Exons: 3
Coding region: 1-876 (291 amino acids)
Source: RefSeq, a predicted model, not a curated record